AAGUAUAUUUGUAUGCUAUUAAAUAGAGAAAUUUGUAACAAUUAUUAUCUAUUAAUUUUAUAAAAGAUAUUUCUAUGAAUUUUAUUCAUCUAUGAAAGAAGACACGCCUCAUCGCCAUUUUAAGAGUAAUAGUUUUACAAUUUUACUUACUCUUUUAUUUAAGAUAAAUGAGUGAGAAGAUUGAAGUUUAUUUUGAUGCUACUGAAAAAGCAAGUCGUCUCCUAUGAUAUUUUAUCUGUUAAGUUAUCAUCUCGGAGACUUCUAAUUAAUUAAGGUGAGUAUACAUACUAUAUUAUAUAUGUACUGUAUUUAUUUGAUAGCAGAAAAAGGGGUUGAACAUAACUUUAACUAAGGAAGCUAAACAAAUUGUUUCUGAAUACUUUUUCGUUGAUUUCAUUUUAUAGGAACAUUAGAAACUCCAGAUGACAUAAUUAAUAUUAAUUGCUCUUUAUUGUAUCAGUCCUCAUUUGCUCCAUAAAGUAGAUGUGUACUUAUAGUCUUAAGGAAAGCAUGGAACUGCCUUUUUUCCAUUGCAAAUGAAGACAGUGUGCUAUUACUAUAGGAAUGAUUUAUGACAGUGAACUUGUAACUAUCAAUUAAAAAUAGUAAAUGAGAUUCCAGAACCCUCUAUCUCGUAGACAUUUGUAACUUGCUUUAAUAGACAACUUUUAAGCAAUGUGUUUCAGAAAAUGAUAAUUACUUUUUCUUGCCCAUUUCAAUAGAUUGUCUAACAAACAAAUGAGAAGGAAAAUUGCAGUUAAUUUUGAUGUUACUGAAACCACUAAUAUUUUUGACGUCUUCACCUUGCAACAUUAUGCAGUUAAUUUUGACCCUGAGAAUGGGAGACAAUUGGAAAUUACUUUGGAAACCACUGAAACAACAAAUUUCCUGCUGUGACAUCUCUCCUAUAUUUGGUUUGCUCAUUAUACUGGUAGAUUUUAGAAUGCUACUUUCUACAGUUAAUUAAGAUCGUCCAACAAAUGAGACAGAGUUUACGUUCGAUUUGGUCGUACUGGAACAACCAAAUCUACAUGGGUGUGGUCUUUUGUAAAGCAUAUUCUUAAUUUGCUGUUUUCGCUUUCACCUUGCAACAUUAUGCAGUUAAUUUUCAACCGACGAGUAAGAGCAACUGGAGGUUUAUUUGAAUUCCACUGAAAUAACGAAUUUACUGCAGUGGUAUUCCUCUUGGAUUUGGUUUACUUUUCACACCUGCAAACUUUGGAAUGUUACAGUCUACAGUUAACUAAGAUUGACGUUGGAGAAGACAAAGAUGGCCCCGUAGUUGAUUUUCUUAAUUUGCUGUUUUCGCUUUCACCUUGCAACAUUAUGGAGUUAAUUUUCAACGGACGAGUAAGAGCAACUGGAGGUUUAUUUGAAUUCCACCGAAAUAACGAAUUUUCUGCAGUGGUAUUCCUCUUGGAUUUGGUUUACUUUUCAUACCUGCAACCUUUGGAAUGUUACAGUCUACAGUUAACUAAGAUUGACGUUGGAGAAGACAAAGAUGGCCCCGUAGUUGAUUUUCUUAAUUUGCUGUUUUCGCUUUCACCUUGCAACAUUAUGGAGUUAAUUUUCAACGGACGAGUAAGAGCAACUGGAGGUUUAUUUGAAUUCCACCGAAAUAACGAAUUUUCUGCAGUGGUAUUCCUCUUGGAUUUGGUUUACUUUUCACACCUGCAAACUUUGGAAUGUUACAGUCUACAGUUAACUAAGAUUGACGUUGGAGAAGACAAAGAUGGCCCCGUAGUUGAUUUUCUUAAUUUGCUGUUUUCGCUUUCACCUUGCAACAUUAUGGAGUUAAUUUUCAACGGACGAGUAAGAGCAACUGGAGGUUUAUUUGAAUUCCACCGAAAUAACGAAUUUUCUGCAGUGGUAUUCCUCUUGGAUUUGGUUUACUUUUCACACCUGCAAACUUUGGAAUGUUACAGUCUACAGUUAACUAAGAUUGACGUUGGAGAAGACAAAGAUGGCCCCGUAGUUGAUUUUCUUAAUUUGCUGUUUUCGCUUUCACCUUGCAACAUUAUGGAGUUAAUUUUCAACGGACGAGUAAGAGCAACUGGAGGUUUAUUUGAAUUCCACCGAAAUAACGAAUUUUCUGCAGUGGUAUUCCUCUUGGAUUUGGUUUACUUUUCACACCUGCAAACUUUGGAAUGUUACAGUCUACAGUUAACUAAGAUUGACGUUGGAGAAGACAAAGAUGGCCCCGUAGUUGAUUUUCUUAAUUUGCUGUUUUCGCUUUCACCUUGCAACAUUAUGGAGUUAAUUUUCAACGGACGAGUAAGAGCAACUGGAGGUUUAUUUGAAUUCCACCGAAAUAACGAAUUUUCUGCAGUGGUAUUCCUCUUGGAUUUGGUUUACUUUUCACACCUGCAAACUUUGGAAUGUUACAGUCUACAGUUAACUAAGAUUGACGUUGGAGAAGACAAANGAAAUAAAUAUCGUUUGUUGUAG
Messenger RNA from Agrilus planipennis (emerald ash borer), 2448 nucleotides. RefSeq lists its product as uncharacterized. Bases 1327 to 2448 code for a protein of 373 amino acids. The transcript is spliced from 9 exons. The record is from RefSeq and is a predicted model, not a curated record. NCBI's taxonomy places the organism in Eukaryota, Metazoa, Arthropoda, Insecta, Coleoptera, Buprestidae.